Messenger RNA from Gallus gallus (chicken), 2379 nucleotides. It is a transcript of the gene THUMPD1, whose product is annotated as THUMP domain containing 1. The record is from RefSeq and is a predicted model, not a curated record. The coding region runs from base 36 to 962 and encodes 308 amino acids. Gene Ontology annotation, biological process: tRNA modification. Lineage: Eukaryota; Metazoa; Chordata; Aves; Galliformes; Phasianidae. The transcript is spliced from 4 exons. Gene Ontology annotation, molecular function: RNA binding.
GACGCCAUCGCAGCGCGCGGCGGAGAGGGCUCUCCAUGGCCGCGCCGGAGGCGGCAGCGCGGAAGCGGCGGCUGAAGGGGCACUUCGCGGCUCGCGCCAAGCGGCCCCGCGGCGGCGGGCGGCAGCUGGAGGCCGGCAUGCGCGGCAUCCUCAUCACCUGCAACAUGAACGAGCGCAAGUGCGUGGGGGAGGCCUACAGCCUGCUGGGCGAGUACGGGGACCUGCUGUAUGGGCCCGAGCAGCUCUCGGAGCCUGCGGAGCGGCUGUCGGGGAGCGAGAGAGAGGAGGAACGGGAGGAGGAGGACGACGACGACGACGCGGAGGCAGCGCUGAAGAAGGAGGUCGGACAGAUCCGCGCCUCCACUGAGCGGCAGCUGCGGCGCUUCCAGUCGGUGGAGAGCGGCGCCAACAACGUCGUCUUCAUCCGCACCCGCGGCAUAGAACCUGAGAACCUGGUGCACCAUAUAUUAAAGGACAUUCAUACCACUAAAAAGAAGAAAACCAGAGUCAUUCUGCGCAUGCUCCCCAUUUCUGGAACUUGCAAAGCUUUUCUGGAAGAUAUGAAAAAAUACACAGAAACGUUUUUUGAGCCUUGGUUUAAAGCCCCCAAUAAGAGUACUUUCCAGAUCGUUUACAAAGCUCGUAAUAACAGUCAUAUGAAUAGAGAAGAAGUAAUUAAGGAGCUGGCAGGAAUUGUGGGCAGCCUUAAUCCAGAAAACAAAGUUGAUCUCAAUAAUCCACAAUAUACAGUUGUGGUGGAAAUAAUAAAGAAUGUUUGUUGCUUGAGUGUGGUGAGAGACUAUGUUCUAUUCAGAAAAUACAAUCUACAGGAGGUAGUGAAAAGCAACAAAGACGACACGCAACAAAACCCAUCAAAUGUGUCUGAAGAGCAGAACUCAACAGCCGUAAAACCAGAAACCAUGGAAGAGAACUUGAAGGAAGUAAAACAAGAACAAGAGUGAUGGUGAGAUGGAAGCUGAACUCCACGGGAAUUAAAUGUAAACAGUGUAGAAAGUGUGGUAGAAAGGAAAGAUGAACACAAGGGAAACCUAUUAAAAAUAUUGCCUGAGAAUUCAGAAAGGAGGUUUUAAGGAAAAGUGGGUUUUGUUUUGGAAUCUUGUUUUUAAAAUCCACAUGGGAGAAUUGUAGUGCUUGCUGCAGGUGGAGCUGACGCUGCUGUGGAUUUUUAAGUACUUCACCUCUGGUGAGAUUUGCUGCCAUCCUUCAGCAGUUUUGUUCAGUUGUCUUUAGCUAGCACCAAAGUGUGCUUACAUACAUGCAUCUAUAAAGACGGCCAGCCUGCUGUACACUGACCCUUCUGCCCUAGCUGAUGGCUACAGAAAUCAAGGGGCAGGGCAGAUGAGCUCUGUCAGAAGGCGUCCUCAGAAGUGAGAGACCUGAACAAAACAGUUGCUUGGCGAGGGUUUUUAGGAAAGUGAUCUGGCAAGUCUGGGGUUGCAGAACUCCGAUCUGUAUUUCUAUGUAAACAACAACAUGAGCUGAAACUCCUGAUUUUUUUUCUUUUUUUUUUUUUUUCUGUGUGCAUCUCUGAAAGAGUAUGAUAAGUCUUGAAAGGGUACUGGAAGGAUUGCUAUGAUCAAAGUACUUGAAUUCUAUGAGAGUAUUCAGAGUAGUAGACGGGACUGGUCUAGAACAGAAGUAAAGGGCAGGCUUUGCAGAUGAUUUCAGGAAAAGCUCCAUGUGUGUACAUCAGCUGUGUAUGCAGCAGUUAUCAGCUUGCAGCAAAUGCUGCGUGCAGCCACUUAACAGAAUCCUUUCCAACAAUUUACUGCAAAUAGGUUAUUUGUUGGGCUCUUUUCAAAAGCAUAAUCUUUGGGGGUGAAAUUAUAAGGUCUCUGUUUUUAUUUUUACUUAAAUCUCAAAAUUUGGAUGUAAAAACUGUUUGGAAAUUUCUGUAGCAGAGAACAGCUCUCUGCUAUGCCAUAUUGGAAAAGGGGAUAUAAGCUUGGCUUUUUGUACAGGUUUAGCAUUGCAACGUUCACUUUGUUUCAUAUUGAAAGUGAAUGUCAGUGGGUUUUCAGUUUCUUGUGGCAGCUCUUGGUAUCACCAUGACUUUAAAACAAACCAGGCCAAAGAGUGCAGCUACAGCCUGCUUUCUGAGGGGGGCUGGAGCACUCUUCCUGCACAACUGCCUAGCAUCAGUGUUCCAUUUCUAGCCUGUGGGUUGCUCAUGGGAGAAGCCUGUCCUGAAGAACACUGCUGUUCCUUCCCUGACUUAACAGGAAUGAUUUGUUCAGAUCUCUCAACAGUGUUUCCAUUGUCCUCUUCUCUCAAAACCGCUAUAGAAGGUGGAAAUUUAAGAGGACUUCUUUUGUUCAGUCUUCCUUGCCACUCGGUUAUUAAAGAUAUGCGUCCUUA